This is a messenger RNA of Gavialis gangeticus (Gharial), 2519 nucleotides long. It is a transcript of the gene LZTR1, whose product is annotated as leucine zipper like transcription regulator 1. Gene Ontology annotation, cellular component: Golgi apparatus. The transcript is spliced from 20 exons. Bases 28 to 2400 code for a protein of 790 amino acids. The record is from RefSeq and is a predicted model, not a curated record. Gene Ontology annotation, molecular function: protein binding. Lineage: Eukaryota; Metazoa; Chordata; Crocodylia; Gavialidae.
CAUGCCGGGAGCGCCCGUGCCGGGGCGAUGGCGGCGACGGGGGGCGCGGGGCCACUGUCAGGGGGCGCGGCAGGACGCUCCAAGGUGGCGCCGAGCGUGGACUUUGAUCACAGCUGCUCAGACAGCGUCGAGUACCUGACUCUUAACUUCGGGCCCUUCGAGACAGUGCAUCGCUGGCGCCGCCUGCCGCCUUUAGACGAGUUCGUGGGAGCCCGGCGCAGCAAGCACACAGUGGUGGCCUACCGCGACGCCAUCUACGUCUUCGGUGGCGACAACGGAAAAACAAUGUUGAAUGACCUGCUAAGAUUUGAUGUGAAGGAUUGCUCUUGGUGCAGGGCUUUUACUACUGGGAGUCCUCCAGCACCUCGGUAUCACCAUUCGGCAGUAGUUUAUGGGAGCAGCAUGUUUGUGUUUGGUGGCUACACUGGAGACAUUUACUCCAACUCCAAUUUGAAGAAUAAAAAUGAUCUCUUUGAGUAUAAGUUUGCAACUGGCCAAUGGACAGAGUGGAAGACGGAAGGAAGAUUGCCAGUUGCAAGGUCAGCUCAUGGUGCAACAGUGUAUAGUGACAAACUGUGGAUCUUUGCAGGGUAUGAUGGAAAUGCUCGAUUAAAUGAUAUGUGGACGAUUGGCCUACAGGACAAAGAGCUGACAUGCUGGGAAGAGAUUGAACAGAGCGGCGAGAUCCCUCCGUCAUGCUGUAAUUUUCCUGUGGCUGUUUGCAAAGACAAGAUGUUUGUGUUUUCAGGCCAGAGCGGAGCAAAGAUCACCAACAAUCUCUUUCAGUUUGAAUUCAAGGAAAAAAUUUGGACACGAAUUCCUACCGAGCACCUACUUCGGGGUUCUCCUCCUCCUCCACAGCGAAGAUAUGGCCAUACCAUGGUUGCCUUUGAUCGUCAUCUCUAUGUGUUUGGUGGUGCAGCAGAUAAUACAUUACCUAAUGAACUUCACUGCUAUGAUGUAGACUCUCAAACAUGGGAAGUUAUCCAGCCCAGUCCAGAUAGUGAGCUGCCUAGUGGGAGACUUUUCCACGCUGCAGCCGUCAUCUCAGAUGCCAUGUAUAUCUUUGGAGGGACAGUGGACAAUAAUAUUAGAAGUGGAGAAAUGUACAGAUUCCAGUUUUCUUGUUACCCAAAAUGUACUUUGCAUGAAGAUUAUGGAAGACUAUGGGAAAACAGGCAGUUCAGUGACUUGGAGUUUGUUUUGGGAGAGAAAGAAGAACGAGUCCGUGGUCAUACAGCAAUUGUCACAGCUCGCUGCAAAUGGCUAAGGAAGAAAAUUAUACAGGCAAGGGAAAGAUUGAAACAGAAAUCUAAGCAAGAGAUUGAAGAAGAGGGACGAGAGAUGUCCCAGAAGGAAGGAGUAGGUGGUAAUGUUAAGCCGUGCCGCCAGCAGCCGCUGCUGGAGGUGACUAUCCGGGAAGCUGAAGCGCAGCCCUUUGAGGUGCUCAUGCAGUUCCUGUACACAGAUAAAAUAAAAUAUCCACGCAAAGGUCAUGUGCAAGAUGUUCUUCUUAUCAUGGAUGUGUACAAACUAGCCCUGAACUUUAAGCUCUCUCGACUAGAACAGCUCUGUGUCCAGUAUAUUGAAGCAUCUGUAGAUCUCCAGAAUGUGCUCACUGUGUGUGAAAAUGCUAACAAGCUUCAGCUAGAUCAGUUAAAGGAACAUUGCCUAAACUUCGUGGUGAAAGAAUCGCAUUUUAAUCAAGUAAUAAUGAUGAAGGAAUUUGAACAUCUUUCCUCGUCCCUGAUAGUGGAGAUAGUACGGAGAAAACAACAGCCUCCUAUUCGAAUGCAUUCUGAUCAGCCUAUUGAUAUUGGCACAUCUUUGAUUCAGGACAUGAAGGCUUAUCUAGAAGGAGCUGGGAUGGAUUUCUGUGAUAUCAUUCUACUGUUAGACGGCCAUCCAAGACCAGCCCAUAAGGCUAUUCUUGCAGCCCGCUCCAGUUACUUUGAAGCUAUGUUCCGUUCUUUCAUGCCAGAAGAUGGACAAGUAAAUAUUUCUAUAGGUGAAAUGGUUCCCAGUAAACAAGCAUUUGAGUCUAUGCUGAGAUACAUUUAUUAUGGUGAAGUGAACAUGCCUCCUGAAGACUCCCUCUACCUCUUUGCGGCACCUUAUUAUUAUGGCUUCUUCAACAACAGACUUCAAGCAUACUGUAAGCAGAAUUUGGAAAUGAAUGUUACAGCGGAAAAUGUGCUCCAGAUUUUAGAGGCAGCUGACAAGACCCAAGCUCUGGACAUGAAGAGACACUGCUUGCACAUCAUUGUUCAUCAGUUCACCAAGGUCUCCAAGUUGCCAAAUCUCCGGUUCCUCAGUCAGCCGCUCCUUCUUGACAUCAUAGAAUCAUUAGCAAAUCACAUAUCAGACAAGCAGUGUGCGGAGCUGGGUUCAGACAUAUAGGAUACUUUCUGUAAAACAGAUAUUUUAUUUGUUCACGAAAGGGUAGCACUUUACAAACCUCAUCUCUCUGCCUUCUUAACCAUUGCAUUCUAAGCUCUGAAUGUCAACGUGAUACAACA